Aspergillus neoniger CBS 115656 is the source of this 565-nucleotide messenger RNA. RefSeq lists its product as uncharacterized. The transcript has a single exon. NCBI's taxonomy places the organism in Eukaryota, Fungi, Ascomycota, Eurotiomycetes, Eurotiales, Aspergillaceae. Bases 103 to 468 code for a protein of 121 amino acids. The record is from RefSeq and is a predicted model, not a curated record.
CAGCCGUCGAAACUUAUAUUCGGAGGGUGACGGCAAAAGGAAAAUCUCUGGGCAGGCGUGGACCAGAACCAGCCCACCAGCGUGCUCCAGGCACAUGUCCGAAUGGUGGAACGUGAUAAGCCAAAAGCAGGUCUGGGUAGCGGAGAAGAUCCAACGUACUACUUAGUGUGGCGGGUUCCACUGGGCCUCCGGAGUCGAGGCUGCCGUGUCAGUGGUGAAUGGCAGGCAACUCUGCCCCAUUUUGCCCAGAACCACCUUCUGGUGCAGGGCCAAGCAACCCUAGAAGCGGGUGAAACUUCCCACGAGCCUCGAAAGCAUAAUUUUAUUUUCGCUUUUUUUAUUUUCUUUUUCUUUUUACUCUGUGUGUGCCGGGGUUCUGUUCAUUCUCACAACAGCCCAACACAACAGCACACUGGGGGGAUGGUAACACUGCAGAACGCAGAGGUAAGCUUCUUCUUUAGGGUCUGAACACCCACCACGAGCACAACAUCAUUCUGUCUCCCCUUACUUGCAGUAUUGGAGAUGGAUCUCGUGGUUUCUUGCCUAAUCGACAUUAGUCCAUGAC